ACCAUCCAGAGCUUGAGGAGUUUGGCUUUGCGCUGUUUUUGUUUGUUUGUUUUUUUCUUCUCCCCGCACAGACACACAGUGUCUAAACUGCGGGGCUGGUUGUGCUGCACGAGAGGAAAAUGGCUUUCAUAAAAAGCCCAGUGUGUUUGCUCUUCCUGGGCUCACCGCUACGUCUGAGACACUUGGAGGUGUGACCUGGGCACAGUCUUCAGAACCCAGAUGAGCUGCCCCUGAGGAGGGGUUGUCCCCGGAAAACCAUGCUCACACUCUCGCUUCUGAGCCGGGGACAUGGGAAGUUGGCCCAGAACAAACAGAGGCUGGAAGUCUAUUUUGAACCAGAGGAUUAUUUGAACUGGAAGUCCCCAGAAGAUUAUGUCCUGGUCAACCAAGCACAGGAUGAGGGCAGUGACACCCAGCACAGUUGGAGCCUCUUUCUCCCUAAAACAUUCAGCACCAGAAAGGGCGCCCUCAUCCUCUACUCAGAAGGGUUAGCCAUAUCAACAUGGACGCCUGAAGGGAAGAGAAGAAGUUCCUUUUACCCCAAAGGACACAGGAAGAGACUAAACACACUCCAGGACCUCAAAGAAGCCAUCCUGGCUUAUGGAAGAAGACAGAGGGAGCAGGACAGAGGCUGGCAACCCUAUCUCCACUUCCGAAGGCAACCAGAGAGCCAGGCCCAGCGGCACAUCCAACCUGGGUAUUCAGCCAAGAGAUACCUGCGAGGCCUCUUACGGACAUGGCCCCCUGGCACUAUGUACAGGCUUCAUUGUGCAGGAUACAUCAAGGAUUCUGUGAUACUCCAGGACAGUCAACUUAACGUACCAGAGAAUUUCAGGCCACAGCAGGAUCUUUCAGGUGUGCCCCCAAAAUACCACCUCCUGCCUGUCUUCCCUCCAUUUUGGAUUCAACAAGGAAAAUCAUUUGAACAAGGUCAGCAGGGCCUGGAUGAAGGGGAAGCUGGGGCUGGUGGACAUGUCGACCAGGACUUUGUCCCCCAGAGCCACUGCAGUCAAGGGACUCACUUGCCACCACUCGGGAAGCAGCCCUGGCAGGAAGAUGAAGCCCAGGCAGAGGACACGUCCACAGCAACUCACCGUCAUACACACACUUCAGAGGAAAGGUACAAUAAGAAAGCGCAGCCAACUUGCGGCAGGGCCUUUGGACAUGCCCUCGUGGAUCCCUCUUGGUUCCUGAGUGACAAAUCCCAAGUCACGUUCUAUGGAGGAGCCUUCCCGAGACGGAAGGCAGAUGUCAGCGGCCAGCAAAGGACUCGGCACCAACGCGAGGGCAGGAGCAGUCCCUGCCCACAGGAGCCUCCGGCUGAGCGAUGCCUUUUCCCUCCAAUAGCUCCUGCCAAAAACAAAGCAGAAGAAGUAAAGAAGAAAAAGGCACCAAAGGGUCUGAAAUUACCUCCUAUCACCAAGGAAUCACCUGGAGUGCUGGCCCCACUGAGGAGUCAAUGCAAAGUCAGUGAGCCUCCUGCAGAGCUCUUCAUCUUCCCAGUGGAGAUUCAUUUUCACACCCAUCAUCCCCUCAAAGGAAAGGCUCGAGGAGGAGGUGCUCCAAAGCUUGAGUCAGGACCAGAAAAAAAAGAGGUCAGGUCUUUCUGGAAGCCUUCCCAGAAGCCCUCAGAAAGACUGAGAAAGUGGAUGGUGCAUCUCUCAGUGGACCAGGACAAAGACACGUGGCCUCUACCAGAAAAAUCCAGUGACCCCACACAGGAGAACUUCUUGCUGGGUCCAGAUGAAGAAAAAGUCUUCCUGGGGCCUCCCCAGCCCUUGGAGCUUCUGUCCAGUGAAGCAAACACUGAAUCUGGAACCGAGCUGCACGUGAGUCUUAAUGAAACCACACCUUUGACACAAAAGGCAGAAAAGCAGAGUGCCCAGCAGUCCAUGAAGGCAGCAGCUCAGAAGACAGGAGAGCCUCAAAAUUGUAUAAAUAACGGGAUGAUAUGUUCAAACAGAAAAGAAUUUUACACACGCAAGCUGCACAUCGACAUGACGCCGUUCCUGAAGGACAGUGGAGAUGAACUGGACUAUCAUGAAGAACAAGGAGUAUCCUUCCAAGAGAGUUAUCAAGACACCAAAGACCCAGAAUCAAGGAGAAAGGCCCUGGGGCCUCUCACUGCUCCCCGCACUGAGCACACACAGACCCCAGAGGCAGACACCGUCCAAAAUAAGGGCAGAGACUACGCUACACACCAUCUCCACAGAGGACUGCCAGGACAUGGACCUGCGUCCCCAGAGAGCUUGGGUUCAGCAGAUGCAUCUCUCCUUCCAAGAGAAAAAGAAGAGAUGAGUCAGCCAAGACUGCUCCCGCCUGCCAAGGGAAUGGACUCUAUGGACAAAGCCAAGACAAAGAAGAGAACCAAGGCACAGAAGUCCAAGGCAUCCAAAGGGGGAAGAAAAGGACAGGUCCACAGGGAGACAGAGGUUACUAUAGGAAAGUCAAAGAAACCAAAGGCUGAAAAGAAAUCACACCUAGUUCCCAAAGUAAAAAAAAAAGGAGCCAAAAGAAAACGGACACGGAUGGAAAGGAAUCUGGAGACAGCAGCUGAGCUGAGUGGGUCUGAGGCCCCCAGCGAUAAGGAAGCAGGGGACACCUCUAAUGGGAGUUUCUUUCCCUGGGGCUCCGGGGCAGAGGACCCCUGGUUUCCUCCCACAGAUGAGAUUCAGGAGAGCCAAGUGUCUAUAGACAGGCAAGCAUCCCCUAGCCAGACCCUCACUGUGGCUGAGAGCGUGGCAUCUGCAGAAGACACAAGCGCUGAGGACCAUGCCAAGAGUCUCCUGGCUAAGAGGGAGCACCAGGACAGGCUGCGGGCAGAGAAGGCGGAGAAGCGACGGCUGGAGGUGGAGAGGCAGCGGCGGGAGCAGGAGGAGGAGCGGCGCCGCCAGCAGGCGCAGCUGGAGCGGGCUGAGCAGAUGAAGGCAGAGCUGGAGCUGGAACAGCAGAGGCGCGCUGAAGAGAUCCGCUUGAGGAAACAGAGACGAGAAGAAGAACAGAGGCGGCAGGAAGAGGAGGAGAGGAGGCAGAGGCUUCAGUUACAGGCUGCCCAGGAGAGAGCCCGGCAGCAGCAGGAGGAGAUCCGGAGGAAGCUGCAAGAACUGCAGAGGAAAAAGCAGCAGGAGGAAGAGGAGCGGGCCGAGGAAGAGAAGCAAAGACAGAAAGAACUGGAAAUGCAGUUAGCAGAGGAACAAAAACGUCUGAUGGAAAUGGCUGAAGAAGAGCGACUGGAGUAUCAGAGGCAGAAACAAGAAGCAGAAGAGAAGGCACGACUGGAAGCAGAGGAGAGAAGGCGAAAGGAAGAGGAGGCUGCGAGGCUGGCGCUAGAGGAUGCCAUGAAACAGGCCCAAGAAGAAGCCAGGCAAAAAUCUGCUUUGAAGAAACAUCUUCAUUUCCACCAAGAAUUUCUUAAGGAAGCUAAUGGUCUGCAGUGGACACACAACAUUUCCAGACCAUGGGUCUACUCUUAUUUCCAGUUCCUACAAAUACCCAGACCUUAAAAGCAGAAGAAAACUGAAAAGUAAGUUCGGGCAGGAACUUCUUUCUGAAUUUCAUACUAAGCCAAAUUAUUUCCAUUUCAUUUGGUUUGCCUCAAUCCACACCCACCUUCACUUUUAAGAGAGCCAUUCCCGCCUCCCUUCACACAUACUGACUCAGCCCAGUUCAACUCAACAAAAUCCUUUGUUCUUUGGAAACACAUAAAUCUAACUUUCAUAUCUAAAAUUGUCCGUAUUUCAGUAAGACUCUAGUUUUCAUUUCAGUUUAUAAGACAUUGUCUUAGAAAAGUCAACGUGUUUCAUUUUGGCCAGUAUAUCUAAAAGAUGCAAGUAUAUGGAAACUCUGCAAUUCUGAAGAGUAGGUAAUUCAUAUAUCCAUUCCUGGACCCUGUUUAAAUGUCCACUUUUAAAUGGCCCCUAAAUUUUAAUGUCUACUUACAAUAAGACAUUUUAAUGUUCACUUUAAGUUGAUAUUUGAUGAAAAGAAAAUGAGCUAUUAAAGGCUUUCCUUUACCCUCAAAGUAGAUUCUAGAGCUGCAUUUGUCCAAAAAGCAGUUACAUGUUGCUUGCUAUUUAAAACAUUCAAUUCUCCAGUCACACUAGCUACCUUUCAAAUGCUCAAGAGCCACCAUUGGUCAAAAAUUAUUCUCUCAGAUAUUUUGUCUAGAGCCCUUAAAAUGACCAAACUUGGAGUUUUCCUCCCAACUGGAACUUUUAAGAGACACUCACAAAACUCCAUUUUUAAAGCCACACUCAAAAUCAUACUUAAAGCAGUCUUUUUUUUUUUUUUCCUUUUUGGGUCACACCCGGCGUUGCACAGGGGUUACUCCUGGCUCUGCACUCAGGAAUUUCUCCUGGCGGUGCUCGAGGGACCAUAUAUGGGAUGCUGGGAAUCAAACCUGGGUUGGCCGCAUGCAAGGCAAACUCCCUACCCACUGUGUAAUUGCUCCAGCCCCAGUCUACUGUUUUUUAAAAGUCCUUUGUUUUGUUUGGGGGGGGGGUGGGUUUGGGCACAACCAGCGAUACUCAGGGACUACUCCUGGCUCUGCACUCAGGAAUUGUUUCCAGCAGUGCUCAGGAAAAUGUAUGCAGGGGGGUCAGACUGUACUAUCAUGCUGGCACCCAAAGGUCAAGCUGUUUGUAAAUGAGUUCUUUCACUCAUAUGUAAGGAAGAGUUUUGAAUGGAUCACUUGUCUUUACUAUCUUUUAGUAGUUUUAGAGGGUGAGACCUUUUAGCAAGUUAAGUUACAUAAAAAAAGGUUUUAAAGCAAUACCCCCCCCCCAAUACACAAAUUUCCUUUGGCACCUCUCUAUACUUCACUGUUCAGUUCUAAAACUUAGUUUUUACAGAUGAUGGCCUCAAAUAUUCUACUAAAGCAUGUAAAACUAUUAGCUGUCUGAAAGAAUGUACCUCUACAUAGAAUCCAGAAACUCAUUUAUUUUGUUAUUUGACUUACUUAGAUUGGAUACUUAUUUUUAUUCCCUGCUUUAAGUAAUUCAUGUUCAGUAUGAAUCAAAAUGGUCAUAACACUGAUGAACUUAAAUGAUACUUUUCUCAAGCAUGUUGACCUAUAGAAAUAAAUGUAUAAAUAAAUAAAUGUACUAUCACUUAUUCAUGUGACUUGUUUAAUAAGUCCAAUGAGAAAAAUUAAACCAAGAACAGAAGAACAAAAACUUCAGGAAAGCAUCCUUGUGGAGAACCUUAACAUUACCAAACAUAUUUUCUUCCUUCUUUAACAAGUUUAGGAUGUUGCAGUAAAGCACCAGGUAAAAGUGGCCACCUUACAUGGUAUUCAAGGUCCCUUCCAAACUUAAGUUCUAUUAAGUUGUUGCUGUGAAAUGUUAUUUUGUCAGCACUACCACACCAGAAACACUUUUUUUUUGUUUUUGCUGUUUGUGUCACACCUGGCAGUGCACAGGGGUUACUCCUGGCUCAUGCACUCAGGAAUUACUCCUGGCAGUACUCAGGGGACCAUAUGGGAUGCUGGGAAUCAAACUCGGGUCGGCCGCAGGCAAGGCAAAUGCCCUACCUGCUGUGCUAUUGCUCCAGCCCCCGAGAAGCACAUUUUUAACUUAACUCAUCGCAGAAUGUAAUGCAUUUAGAAGAGAUUAAUAAACUAUAUAUAUAUAUAUAUAUAUACAAGAAAAUUAUCUCCCCAGUAACCAAGCUCACUCAGAUGCUGAGCAUCUUUAGAGAUUAUUUUUUAAAUUAACUAUAGCAGAAUGCAAUGCAUUUAGAAAAGUCUAAUAAACUAUAUACAAGAAAAAUAUUUUUCCAGUAACCAAGCUCAUUCAGAUGCUGAGGCACCUUUAGAUAUUGAGAUCAAAGGAUACAAACUAGUCAUCAGACAGUUCAAAUGACCUAUCAGAUUUGUUCCUUGGUCCUGACAGAAAUAUGUAACUCACAGAAUAACUGAAAAGGGAGUGCAAUGUUUGAAAGGGUGAUGACUAGUCCACCCUUGGGUCCAGUGUAUAGGGAGAAGGGCAGAGAAGGAAAGAAACUGAAGAGAGAAGAAAAGAGACAAGGAACAACAAGGAACAACAUUGCUGAUGUAACGGAGUGGUACGGCUAAGCAUUUAAACCACAGUCAGCAACACUGAAAACGAGAGAUCCAAACUUCAACAACCAAACUUAAAAUGGUGCUGUCAAGAUGGCAGGCUGGGGAUGGUGGUGGGCGGUGGGUGGAAGGGAAGCUGGAAACCCUGGAGAAGCAAAGAAGACAACACUGGUGGUGGGAUUGGUACAUGAACAUAGUAUGUAAAACCCAACUCUCAAUAACUCUCUAAAUCUUGGUAGUCUAAUAAAAAUCUUUUUAACAAAAGGAAAUAUGUAGCUUAAUGAGGAUUUCCUAGAAAUGGAACUAAAUUCCUUGUUAUUAUUUACUAUAUGAUAAAUGCCAUGUGAUAGUUUAAUAGCCCUAGUUUACCUACACAAAAUAUAAGUAAAAUUAAUUUUUCAGUUAGGAUCAGAUAAAAGAACUGACACGGCAAGCCAGUUCAACAGGUGACUUGAGGGGGUAUUCUGUAGUUUAUUUUUUGCUUUUGAGAUAAAUCUGCUUUUCAUUUAUUUGGGAUGGUUUUCUGAGGACUAUAUGCAGUGCUGGACUCCGAACCAGUAUGCAAGACAAGCACCAUAGUUUGUUUUGGGUUCACACCUGGCAAUGAUGAGGGGUUACUCCUGACUCUGCACUCAGGAAUUAUCCUUGGUGGUGUUCAGGGAACCAAAUGGGAUCCCAGGGAUUGAAUCUGACUCAUCUGUAUACAAGGCAAGUGCCCUACCUGCUGAACUAUCACUUAGGGCCCGCACCUUUGUAUAUCUCAACAGCGCCUUAUUUGCUCUUCUUUUAGUUAGAAAAAUUCUAUUUGGGGUAACAAGAAUUGAACUAUGUAAUGAGUUGCUGAAACAUUACAAUUAAAAGAAAAAGGUAAGCACUCUAAUAAAGAACUUGGUAUUUUAAUUUGACACAAAAGUUUAAAUAUUUUGGAAAGAAAUGAAAGAAAAAUAUAGACAUACCAAAGCUUAACUAAGCAAAGAACAUUUUGUAAAUUGUUAAAAAGAAAAAAGAUUAUCUUAUAUAAAUCAAGUAAAAAUUUUUGUUGUGCCCAUUUAUUCAACGCAUUGGUUAACUAUCAUAGAUAUAUGCACCAUACAGGAAUAUCAAGUUUUGUUUUGUUUUAACAGAACAACGAGCAUUUAAGAUAUUGUGGCCUUAAUUAAAUCCUUAAUUCAGAAGGCACUUCAGUAACUUUCAGUGCUUCAAAGUCAAAUUUUUCAUUGUACAGUUCUGAAGAAAAAAUGUAUUUGUACCAUGUAUAAAUCAAUUUCCAGUACUAUGCAAGAAAACUGUUUAGGCAUUUUUUUCUGUACAAUUAAAAAUAAAAUGAACAUUAGUACGGUUUUUACAAAUAUUUUGUUUAUUUUAAUGAAGCUGGUACAGACAAUGUCCAUUUAAAACCCAUAUCCCAGGCCAAAAAAUACAAACAAAAUCAAAAAAGAGCAGUGUUCUGUUGUAUACACUUCUGCAGGAAUAACUUUAACUGCUAAUAAAAGAACUUUUCUGGGAUCUUCUGACAAGAUUUCUCCUUAAUCUUAAAAUGCUUUCUCUUCAGUGAAGCCAUCUUUGGAGUUAGUCAUUACUCUCAUAAUAGCUGUCAUCAUUUCCAAUCUGAUAUUCCUCUUCUUUUGGUCCAUACCCUCAGAUUUUAAAAGUAGCUUCAAGUUAAGGAAGGGUCAUUUUCCACAGUUCAGUUCUGAAAAACUUCCAUCUCCCACUGAAAGGCAUAGUCCAGGAGUGAAGCAUUCACAUGCUAGAACUUCAGGGCCAAUUGAAAAGUCAUUAUGGACACUUGCAUUGGUCGAUCUUAUUAUCACAAGCCUGAAAAUGCACAGUCCCUGCAAAAGGUGGCCUUUCUGUGCACACAAGUCAUUUUCUAAAAGGAGAGGACAAUAUGAAGGGACUGAGGUUUGAUCAUCAAAAAUCGGCACAAUGAAAACAAAUGAUAAUGAAUAAUGGGCACUAGAAUUCAAAUUACCAGAUGUUUUAAAGAGAUUGGGUGCCUGUUC
Messenger RNA from Sorex araneus (European shrew), 8064 nucleotides. RefSeq names its product KIAA2012 ortholog. The coding region runs from base 258 to 3503 and encodes 1081 amino acids. Lineage: Eukaryota; Metazoa; Chordata; Mammalia; Eulipotyphla; Soricidae. The transcript has 21 exons. The record is from RefSeq and is a predicted model, not a curated record.